Rhododendron vialii is the source of this 1974-nucleotide messenger RNA. RefSeq names its product protein NRT1/ PTR FAMILY 5.10-like. NCBI's taxonomy places the organism in Eukaryota, Viridiplantae, Streptophyta, Magnoliopsida, Ericales, Ericaceae. Gene Ontology annotation, molecular function: tripeptide transmembrane transporter activity; dipeptide transmembrane transporter activity. The record is from RefSeq and is a predicted model, not a curated record. The coding region runs from base 79 to 1800 and encodes 573 amino acids. Gene Ontology annotation, biological process: dipeptide transport; transmembrane transport. The transcript has 4 exons. Gene Ontology annotation, cellular component: membrane.
CAGAUUAUUACUAGUAAAGUAUCACUCUUCUUCCUAGUAACUCAAGAGCUUUGAGUUUAUUAUUGACCGACAAUCCAUAUGACCCUCUCAAUGGCGGCCGACAUUCCGGAACCCAAGUUGUCUCCGCUGUUACACAACGGCGGCGGCGGCGGCAAUGGUAGCGUGGAUCACAUAGGCCGCCCAGUCGAUCCAACCAAGUCUGGCGGCUGGCGAUCUGCGUUUUUUAUCAUGGGAGUGGAAUUGGCAGAGAGGUUUGCGUUUUACGGGAUAAGUUCCAACCUCAUCACUUACUUAACAGGGCCGCUGGGCCAGUCCAAAGCGGCCGCGGCGGAGAACGUGAAUACUUGGUAUGGUGUGGCGUCGCUUUUGCCGUUGUUAGGAGCAUUCGUAGCCGAUUCGUAUCUGGGUCGUUAUUGGACCACUGUGAUCGCUUCUCUGCUCUACAUCCUGGGACUCAGCUUGUUGACUCUUUCUGCUAUCCUUCCUCCUCUCAGCUCUCCUGACUGUAAAAACAGUGCGAACAUCGCGACAUGCUCCCCAUCCCGGUUCCAAGUUAUGCUCUUCUUCUUCUCGUUGUAUAUAGUAGCAGUCGCCCAAGGCGGCCACAAGCCCUGUGUUCAGGCUUUCGGAGCUGACCAGUUCGACGGACAAGAUUCGAAAGAGACCAAAGCCAAGAGCUCGUUCUUCAAUUGGUGGUAUCUCGGUUUGGUUGGAGGGUCGGCAACAGCUGUAUUAUCCUUGAACUACAUUCAGGACAACCUUAACUGGGCUCUUGGGUUUGGAAUCCCCUGCAUUUCCAUGGCGAUUGCGCUGCUUGUAUUUUUAAUGGGAACUAGAACUUAUAGGUAUCCCAUCAAAGGCCAUGAUAAGAACCCGUUUUUUAGAAUCGGUAAGGUGUUUGCUAACGCAGCUUGGAAUUGGCGAGCUACUGAUUCAAUGAGACUUAGUGAAAUGGAAGCUCAAGGAGCCCUACGUCCCGAAAGUUCUCAGCAUCACAAGUUUCUUGACAAAGCCUUGCUUGCACCAGUUGGUUCAAAUGGAGAAGGGGGAGUGUGUAGGAUCAGUGACGUGGAGGACGCAAAAGCAGUUCUAAGUGUUCUUCCGAUAUGGAUAUCGUGCUUGGUGUACGCCAUGACAUUCGCGCAGCCCUUCACUUUCUUUACCGAGCAGGCAAUCACUAUGGACAGAACAAUUUGGCCAGGCUUUGAUAUACCUCCUGCUUCGCUUCAGUUGUUUAUAAGUUUUUCCCUCAUCUUCCUCAUUCCCAUCUACGACUGCUUUUUCGUUCCUUUCACAAGAGCUAUAACUGGAAAACCCUCCGGCAUAACAAUGCUUCAAAGAAUUGGAAUCGGAAUGUUUGUAUCUAUUGUUUCUAUGACUGUAGCUGCUAUAGUUGAGAUGAAAAGGCUCGAAACUGCUAGGGAAUCGGGGCUCGUAGAUAAGCCGGACGCAACUAUUCCGAUGAGCUUUUGGUGGUUGGUUCCUCAAUAUUUGUUAGUUGGAAUGGCCGAUGUGUUCACCACAAUUGGCUUGCAAGAGUUCUUCUAUGAUCAGGUGCCAAAUGAAUUGAAGAGUGCAGGUCUCUCCCUCUACCUCAGUGUAAUUGGAGUUGGGAAUUUACUCAGUAGCUUUCUCAUCUCCGUCCUAGAGAAAACUACGGGCGGAGAUGGCCAGGACAGUUGGUUCUCGGAUAACCUGAAUCGCGCGCAUCUUGAUUACCUCUAUUUUCUGUUUGCUGGACUUAGUACUGUGGCACUUGUAUCGUACUUGUACUUCGCAAAAUCGUACAUUUAUAGGUGAUGAUAUUUAAAUCGUCGUUGCGAUGAUGGUAGGCAAAAGAAAUUGUAUAAUGUGGGAGUUGUUUGGGGAAAUUUUACAUUUCAGUUAAGCUUAGAAAUUGUAUAAUGUGUAAUUUUUUUGAGCAAAUUUACAUUUCAGUUAAGUAGAGUAUUUGCUCUAUUAUGUGCAUAAGAA